This is a messenger RNA of Zingiber officinale, 1469 nucleotides long. Its product is annotated as leucine-rich repeat extensin-like protein 4. Gene Ontology annotation, molecular function: protein binding. Bases 61 to 1365 code for a protein of 434 amino acids. The record is from RefSeq and is a predicted model, not a curated record. Lineage: Eukaryota; Viridiplantae; Streptophyta; Magnoliopsida; Zingiberales; Zingiberaceae. The transcript has a single exon.
GAUUAGAUCCCAGCACAAGCCUGAACAAUCACACUGUACUGCUCUCCUUCUUCCUCAAGCAUGCCCCAAACCACAUCGUCCCUCCUCUCUCUCCUCCUUCCCUUCUCCUUCUUCUCCUCCUUCUUCUUCCUCUUCUUCUUCUUCUCCCUAACUUCCUCUGUUUCACUUGAUCCCGGCAUUUCUGUCAACAUCGGAACAUGGUUUACCACCACCACCGCCGCCGCAACCGCCUCCUCCUCCGCCUCCUCCACCACCACCGCAACCACCAGUGAGUACACAGCUCUUCAAGCAUGGAAGUCAGCCAUCACAGAGGACCCCUCUGGCAUCCUCUCCUCCUGGGUCGGCCCCAACCUCUGUUCCUACAGAGGCAUCUUCUGCUCUGCGCCACCACCAGAUGGAGGAACCACCGCCGCCACCGACACGGUGGUCUCAGCCAUCGACCUCAACCACGCUAACCUCAAGGGCUCCCUCGUCUCGGUCCUUUCCUCCCUCACCCACCUCUCCAUCCUCCAUCUCAACAGCAACCGCUUCUCCGGCGCCGUCCCCGACUCCUUCAGCGACCUCCACUACCUCACCGAGCUCGACCUCAGCAACAACCUCUUCUCCGGCACCUUCCCUGCCGCGGCGCUCCUUAUCCCCAACCUCCUCUACCUCGACCUCCGCUUCAACUCCUUCUCCGGCGAGCUCCCCGACGACGUCUUCGAGAAGCCGCUCGACGCCAUCUUCCUCAACGACAACCGCUUCCAAGGCCGCAUCCCUGCCUCACUCUGGGCCUCCACUGCAUCCGUCAUCACCCUCGCCAACAAUCACUUCUCCGGCGACAUUCCUCCCACCUUCGGCAGCUACAUGAUAAACUACUCCGGCGUCAGGGAGCUCCUCCUCCUUAACAACGACCUCACUGGCUGCAUCCCCGACGCCGUCGGCUUCCUCGGCGCCAUCCAAGUGCUCGACCUGAGCUUCAACUCCUUGUCCGGCCACGUGCCGAGCUCCGUCUCCUGCCUCGCCGACAUCGAGGUGCUCAAUCUAGCUCACAACCAGCUCUCUGGCGACCUGCCAGAGCUCGUGUGCGGGCUCAAGGAGCUGCUCAACCUAACCGUGUCGUUCAACUUCUUCUCUGGGCUGAGCGCGGGCUGCAACCGGCUGCAGUUCAGUAGGGGCGUGGGGUUUGAGUUCGCCGGGAACUGCAUCGCCGGUAAGGACUUCCAGAGGCCGCCGCUGCAGUGCAGUGAGAUCCCCGGCGCGGGGCUGAGUUGCCUCGGGAUGCCAGCAGCGGCAGCGGAGGCGGCGGCCUGUGGCCGGUUCCUGGGACAGGGAAGCAUUGGGUUUUCGCUGAACUUGUCCGCUUUAAUUCCUCAGCUGCCAUGAUCUCUGUUUUUGUUCAUGGUGCGCUUGUUUGCAGACAGACAUUAAAUGUGGUUGAUUAUCCAUCUUCCUUAAAAAAAAAUUUAUUGACUGUUUUUAUUUAUUUA